Messenger RNA from Parasteatoda tepidariorum (common house spider), 3689 nucleotides. NCBI's taxonomy places the organism in Eukaryota, Metazoa, Arthropoda, Arachnida, Araneae, Theridiidae. The record is from RefSeq and is a predicted model, not a curated record.
CAGAUUAAUCGACUUCAAUACUGCGGCUGCGGUGCUCUGUGAGCCAAUUUUUUGGUUAAAAUUGGUCAUUUAUUAAUAGUAAUAUUUAUGUUAAGGUCCUUCUUACCAGAAAUUGCUGUGGAAGCUGUCUCCUCUGUCAUAAUAUCUAUCCAUUUUUGAAAAAUGGCUACUUUAGGAAAUGGACAAAUAUUGGAGAAUGGCUUGAAGUUGGGGAUUAUAAUACCUGAAGAUCCUGCUUUAAAGAAACUAAAGUUAGAUGAAGACCGAUGCUCUGGUCUCAGCAUUUCAUUUGCUCUUGUGAAUCACUUGCAGCACUGUGAUUAGCAAAAAGCGAUGGGUCGCCAAUCCCACAACUACCGGAACUUGAUCUUUUGUCCCUGGAAGCACAACUGGAGCAAUCUGGGCCGGUGCUUGCGGGACCGGGUGCCUUGAAAACUCCGAGUGGCAUCUUAGGUAUAGGUCUUACUAAACUCACAUCUGAGCAACAAGAAAUGGUAACCAAAGCGAAGAAGUAUGCUAUGGAACAAAGCAUUAAAAAUGUUUUAAUGAAACAGACUAUUGCUCAUCAACAGCAACAACAAAAGACUCUUCAACGACAUCAAGCUCUGGUCUUAAUGUGCCGUGUAUAUGUUGGCAGCAUCAGCUUUGAGCUAAAGGAAGAUACCAUACGACAAGCUUUCAUUCCUUUUGGACCUAUUAAGUCCAUUAAUAUGAGCUGGGAUCCAGUUACGCAGAAGCACAAAGGAUUUGCAUUUGUGGAAUAUGAACUUCCUGAAGCUGCGCAAUUGGCACUCGAUCAGAUGAAUGGAGUUAUGAUAGGUGGAAGGAAUAUUAAGGUUGGGCGUCCUAGUAAUAUGCCUCAAGCAGCACCUAUCAUUGAGCAAAUAAUGGAAGAAGCAAAAACAUAUAAUCGCAUUUAUGUUGCAUCUGUUCACCAAGACCUUACUGAACAGGAUAUUCAAAGUGUCUUUGAAGCAUUUGGUAAAAUUAAGAUGUGUAAAUUGCAAAGUGGUGGCAUUCCUGGCAAGCACAAGGGUUAUGGCUUUAUAGAAUAUGAAAAUUAUCAAUCAGCACAAGAUGCAAUAUCAUCAAUGAAUUUAUUUGACUUAGGUGGACAAUAUCUAAGAGUAGGAAGGGCAAUAACACCUCCAAAUGCACUACAGGCUCCAACCACAGCAAGUACUAUGCCUACUGCUGCUGCAGUUGCAGCAGCUGCUGCUACAGCUAAAAUUCAGGCUAUGGAUGCUGUAGCUAGCAACGCUAUUGCUUUGGGCUUGGGUGCAUCUGCUGCUGUUACCCCUGUCGUUACAGCUACUCCAACUGAAGCCACACUAAGUCCUGUUAUACCACCACCUGGUCUUGCCAUACCUGGAAUAGGUGCUCCUGGUUUAGUCACCCCUUCCAUUUUGCCUCAACCUGUGUUAGCUGCUAAUGCUCCUGGCAUUAUAACAGGGGUUACACCAGUACGUCCACCAAUUAUUAUUCCACCUCCUGGAAUUGUGACCCUUCCUAUCGUUGCUCCUCCGUCUUUAAGUGCUGUAGUUACCGCAGCAAAAUCGGAGCUUUCAAAUUCUCCUAGUUUGAAAGCUGUGAUACCGCCUCCUGUUAUGGCAGAAAUACUACCCCCAAUAACAUCUACUGCUAUGAUAUCUGGUGUUCCUGUGCCUCCCGUGUCAACUGCUGAAAUAGCAACUACAGAUGCACAAAAACAAAAGUUAGAAGAGCUUGAAAAGAAACUAGCUGAGGAACAAGAACCCCAAACAUUACAGCAACAGGAAAAUAUGAUGAUUAAAGGAACUAAUGCUAGACACAUAUUAAUGCAGAAACUUAUGAGGAGGAAUGAGUCUUCCGUUAUUGUUCUCAGAAAUAUGGUUGGGGUUGAAGAUUUAGAUGAUGAUCUAGAGUCUGAAGUUACAGAUGAAUGUGGCAGAUAUGGUGUCGUAAAUCGAGUAAUAAUUUAUCAAGAACGUCAAUCAGAAGAUGAUGAUGCUGAUAUAAUUGUAAAAAUUUUUGUGGAAUUUAACACCUCUACAGAAGCGUGUAAAGCAAGAGAUGCCUUAAAUGGACGAUUUUUCGGAGGACGAAUUGUAAAAGCUGAACUAUACGAUCAAACGUUGUAUGAGGCUAAUGAUUUAUCAGGCUGAUAGAAUGAAAACAAUUUAUCAUUUUAUGUUAUCAUUAUCAUUGUGAUGAAUUAUCAUCUUUCAUUCAUGCGUUGUAAAUAUGUCUGCAUGCCUUAUUUUGUUUUGUAAAGUUUCAUUAACUAUUUUUCAGAGAAAUCGCUCGCAUCCAACCACAGCUACCAAAAGGCUUCGCGUGCAAUAUAUUGGCAAGCAAUUCCACAACAUGAUUAAGAAGCCUGGUCCUGAAGAAUUGUUUUAUGUAUGAAGUAAAUUAAAUUUAUUCUAUGCAGAGUUACUGUAUCAGCCAAAAUGUAUAUAAUUAAAAUUUUGUUUUUAUCAUUGUAGGCUCAUUUAACCAAUUUAUCUAAAUUAUUACUUGAGUGCUUUUUCUAAUGCUGAAACCACAGCCAGGUUUCUUAUAUGCUAUGUUAAUUGCUUGCUUGCAUGCGAAAUCCUUUGUUAGUGGCUGUGGUUGGGUGUGAACUUGUGGUUUCAGCAGACUAGCACAUCAUCCUUGUAAUUUUAUAUGACCUUCCCUCUUCAUUGUAAUGAUGCUUACAUAAGAAUAUCAGAAUGCAUAAGAAUUUAUAGGUAAAAAUAUUAUCUGGAUGAUAAUUUUUAUAAAGCUUAAUCUAAUUUAAAAUCUUGAAUGCAAUAUUGUUUUCAUUUCUCACCUGCAUGUAACAAACUGUACAUUAAUUCAUAUCUUAAGGGUUUGCUUGAAGAAGAAUGUUUAAGUUAGAUGAAAUUAUCUUUUAUGCAUUAUCAGGUUACAUUUUAUUUAACUAUAAUUAUUUAUUGCUAUAGAAAAGUAAAAGUUAAAAUAUUUAUUUACAAAAAUAAUCACUAAAUGUUGUCAGGAAUUAGUGAUUACUACGUUUUAUUUUUGACUUAAAUGCAUUGAUUUUGUAGUAAACUUCCAUAUGUUUAUAAAUCAUAUUAAAUUUAUGUUGAUAAUCAGAUGAUACAGAAGAAAUAGUUUUGCUAGUGAAAGAAACUGAUGUCGGGAUUUUAUAUAUUAACGAAGAAAAAAAAAUUUCCUCAUUAAAAAAUUUGUGUUUAUUAUAUGAAUUACCAACAAUAAUUUUAUCCUAUUCUUUUAAUUAAGCUUUUAUAUUUUUCUGCACCAUAAUUUGUCUUCAAAUGUAAUCUUACUUGGAGGAACUAAAAUUACUCCUAAAAAUUUAAAUACCGUUUGAAUUAUUGUUGAUUAUUAUAACUUGAAACAUUGAAGUUUAUUCCAUCCCUAUUAGAUUCCAAAAUGUAUACAUAAAAAAUUUAAUAUUGUAUCUUAAAUGAUCUUAUAUUAAAUUAUUUUGUUGGUGCUAUUAAAUUUUUCUUUUAAGUUAACUUGCUUCAAUCUAGUGACGAAUGUAAUACUUUUUUUUCCAACUGAUAAUUAUUUUUGUGAUAAUUUAGUUUUAUUGUUACUUAUUACAUAACUUCUCAAUCCUUUGUUAUAAAUUAUUAAUAAUUGGUUAUUUGUUUUAUCUCCUUUUUUCUUGUUUUAAUUGUAUCAAAAAAUGUAAACAUAUUUGUACAAAAUAAAAUUUAAAUAUUAUUUGU